This is a messenger RNA of Aspergillus japonicus CBS 114.51, 1693 nucleotides long. RefSeq lists its product as uncharacterized. The transcript has 2 exons. NCBI's taxonomy places the organism in Eukaryota, Fungi, Ascomycota, Eurotiomycetes, Eurotiales, Aspergillaceae. The record is from RefSeq and is a predicted model, not a curated record. Gene Ontology annotation, molecular function: acyltransferase activity, transferring groups other than amino-acyl groups. The coding region runs from base 1 to 1293 and encodes 430 amino acids.
AUGGGGUCAAUCGGGAAUCAACAACCAGUCCUGAGGCUCACGGCCUUAGAGCGCAUCGGACCUAAGGGAUAUUUGCGCUACGUCUUCCCUUUCCAGCUGCAAGACGAUUAUGAUUUGCAUGAAGUCGCUGGAGCCCUAAAGACCGGGUACGAGGCUCUCACACAACGGAUCCCGGUGGUGGCGUGUGAGGCAGUUCCCGACCUUGAGACGAAGCAAAAGGGCUUAAUGAGAUUUCAGACGCUGGACACCCGCGACGCAAAACAUAUCCUCGUUAAAGACCUGCGUGGCUCCUAUGCCUCUGACUACGCCGACUUGAAACAUCAAUAUUUCCCCGUGGCUGCCUUCGAUGCCGAUACAUUCUGCCGUCGAUCGGUCUGGCCCUCAGCCGGUGAAGGAAUGCCAGUUUCUCUUGUGCAGGCCAACUUCAUUCGCGGGGGACUGGUACUCACAUGGUGCAUUUUACAUAUGGCAGGAGAUGGUAACUCAUUUUCGACGUGGACGGCGAUUUGGGCGGAAGAAUGUCGUCGUGCACAGGGGCUGGAAAUUAUGGCCCCAAUUCAACUUCUCGACGCCGUCUGGAAAGACCGGGAGCAAGUGACCAAGCCCUCAGGUCGCAAUGCGGGCGAACUGGAAAACCAUCCUGAAUAUACCCUCCUUCACUUAACGCCACCAGGGGCACCACCCAAGAUGACCUCCUUGAACCAUCGUGGCCAGGUCUUUUACUUCUCCCCGGACUCUCUUGCAGCCUUGAAGUCACCCUUGGAUACACUGGAGGGUGAUCCUGUCUCUGUUUUCAAUGUCGCUAUCGAUGGGCGCCAACGAACGGAUCCCCCGAUCCACCCGGACACUCUAGGAUCCUUCCUGGAGUACGUUGCUGUUAUUCUUCCCAUUCGCAAGAUGUUGAGUACCUUGAGCCUGGCCGACCUAGCCAUUCAGAUCAGAAAGGCUAUCAUGCGAGCUGACAAGCAACUCACGGACGAUGUCGUUGCUCUGGUGGACCGACUCGAAGAUGUUGAUCGAUUGGUCCCAACCGCCUUCCUGGAUGUUCCUGGGUAUAACUGUGUGCAGACCUCCUGGUUGAACUUCAAACUAUACGGGCUGGACUGGGGCUCUUUACUAGGCCAUCGCAUUGAGGCCGUUCGCGUGCCGCACGUUGGAUGCAUCAACGGCGCUCAAGUUGUGCUUCCAGUACUGCCGGAUGGCGGGAUGGAGAUCUUGGUGGGGGUGGAAGAGAGUUGCUUGGAUCGAUUGCUCACCGAUCCUUUGCUUACCAAAUAUGCAGUAGCCCGAUAGUAUAAGCACAGGGAGCAAUGCAGCGACUGUUGGGAUGUCGGGCCACACUGCAUGGCUGCUCAUUUCAUGCUUCAACGUAGAACGAGCCUGCUUGAUUGCAAUCUCCUCGCAAAUGGCUCGGUACGCUCGGCCUGCGGUUGUGUGCCUGCUUCUUAGGCACACUGUGCUAGUCUAGCCCACAAAUCAUGACUCUUUGCCCGAUAUGAUGUUUGAUUAUGAGCAAUCUUGAAACAGAGCCUGGGAUGCCACAUAGCAAGCUGACGCCCCUAGUCACCUCCAUAUGUGGAGUCACACCAUGUGCGCCCCACGGAGUUAAUUGAACCCCGAGAUAGGCCGGGUGGGCCAGCUCAGGAUGUGAGGUCUCAGGUAUCCCAGGCAUCUAGAUCAUGCUCUAAAUUCU